Messenger RNA from Eucalyptus grandis, 1242 nucleotides. Its product is annotated as release factor glutamine methyltransferase. The record is from RefSeq and is a predicted model, not a curated record. Lineage: Eukaryota; Viridiplantae; Streptophyta; Magnoliopsida; Myrtales; Myrtaceae. Gene Ontology annotation, molecular function: protein methyltransferase activity; nucleic acid binding. Gene Ontology annotation, biological process: protein methylation. Bases 28 to 930 code for a protein of 300 amino acids. The transcript has 3 exons.
AGAUGAAGCCUACUACCCUGGCCAUGCAUGGCCUCCAAUUUCUCUACCUUCUUCUUUCAACUCCCUCCUCCUCCUCCUCCUCUCGCUCAUGCUCGCAACAUUGCUCAUCAAAUUCGCGACCGUCGCAUUCACUCUUCUCUGUCUCCUCCGCCGCCGCCGCCGCUACUGGCUUCUUCUCCGCCUUCGCAGCCGCUGCCACUCUUUCUGAGGCCACCCAAGCACACGACCACCGUCUCGGACCUCCUAGAAUGGCACUCCUGGGCCAAAUCUCUCGCCGCCUCUGUCGGGUCCUCCUUCGAGGACUCCGACAACGGCCCGGACUCCAGUCUCCUCUGCAGGGAGCUCAACUGGCUGAUGGAAGACGUCCUCCACGGGUUCGACCCUUCAUUGAUGCGCAAAGCCGUCGCUCGCGACGACCCAGAUGUCAUCAUUAGCUCGAGAGCUGAUGUCCAGGAGCUUUACAGCUUAUGGAAGCAGAGGAUGGAGGAGAGAAGGCCCUUUCAGUACAUAGUCGGGUGCGAGCAUUGGCGGGACUUGAUUCUGUGCGUUCGAGAGGGUGUCUUGAUCCCGAGGCCGGAGACCGCAAUCAUUGUGGAUUUGGUGGGUGAUGCGAUUUCGAAAGAUGAAGGAUUGAGAGAGGGUUUGUGGGUUGAUUUGGGAACCGGUAGUGGCGCUAUUGCUAUUGGAAUUGCCAAGAUCUUGGGUAAUUAUGGAAGCGUUAUCGCGACGGAUUUGAGCCCUGUCGCUAUUCAAGUUGCCUCCUUUAAUGUAGAAAUAUAUAGCUUGGAGGAUAAAAUUGAGGUGAGGGAAGGUUCUUGGCUGGAACCUCUGAAGGGCGUUGAAGGAAAAGUUGCAGGUCUCGUGAGCAAUCCGCCUUAUAUCCCAAGUGAUGGCAUAAGUGGCUUACAGGCCGAAGUUGGGAGACAUUAACCGAGGCUUGCCCUGGAUGGUGGCGCCGAGGGCAUGGAUGAUCUUCUCCAUCUGUGUAAUGGGGCUGCUUCAAUGUUGAAACCUGGUGGUUUCUUUGCUUUUGAGACAAACGGAGAAAAACAGUGCAAGUUUCUUGUAGAUUACAUGCAAAAUCAAUUACCAGGAAGCUUUUGCAAUGUCAAUACAGUAUCUGAUUUUGCUGGUAUUCAGAGAUUUGUUAUUGGGUUCCGAAAUCGAUGAUCAGCGAUUUUCCGACUGUAUUUCCAUCCAUCAUUCAGUAAAGAAAGCAACUACAUGAGUAUGUGCUAUGAA